ACCUUUUUCAGUUAAGCUGAUAAACGCCUUCUUUCAGCCGCUCAGAGAACGUUGUUGACUUUGCUACGAAUUUUUUUUUUAAAACAGUAACCCGAUUUCUCAGUUCUACACUUUGCAAAAUGUCUGCAGACAACGAUUGUGGUGCCUGUGAGAAAAAGUUAUUGGUUAGCGGUGAUGUAGGAUGUGGCAAAACAUCCUUACUAUUCACAUACAGCAGGAAAACAUUUCCGAACUCAGAAAAUCCGUUUCUCUACGAAAAUUACUCCGCAGAUGUUGAAGUAAAUGAAAAAGUAGUGAAAUUUGAGUUGUGGGACAAUACUUGUCAAGAUCAUUACAGUCAGAUACGAACAUUAAACUAUCCAGGCACCGAUGUAGCUCUGUUAUGCUUUUCUGUUGAUGAUCCAAACAGCCUGGAAAACAUAAAAAAGAAAUGGUUGCCUGAGCUAAAGUUAUAUUGUCCAAAUAUUCCUUUCUUAGUAGUUGGCAAUAAAAGUGAUUUAAGAAAGAAUUCUACACUCGAAAAUGCUGUGAUUUUCGAACAUAAGAAAGUUGCUAAGGAAUUAGGUGCACAUGCUUAUCUUGAAUGUUCCGCUAAACUUCAAGAAGGACUUCAGGAAGUAUUUGAAACUGCAGCAAAAUUAACUCUUUCGGUGCAAAAUAAAUAAACACUUUAGCUACCUUUAAAACUUUGCGAAAUGUGCUUUUUUUUUAUUGCUACUUAAACGGACUUUUCUUACAGUAAUGCUAGAGUAUGAUCAUUUACGUUUCUUUCUGCAAUUGUAUUUGCGGAAAAUUCAUAACGUGAAAAUGUGCCAAAUCUGUUGCUUAAAAAUUUCAUUUUAUUUGUUAGAAAUGUUGUUAUGUUAAUUGUGCGCUGAAAGAUGCUUUUUAAACUGCGAACUGAUGCAAUACUAUGAGACUAUUUUGAAGUAACAUGCAUCGAAUGAAAAUUAUUUUGCAAGUUAAAUAACUAAUCUUUCAGUGUUUAGCACUUUAAUCGAUAUGCGCUUGCAGAGUUGUGAUCAAAAUUCAGGUAAAUCGUUUAGUUAGCAUAGUAUUGUAAACGAUAUAUUCCUUCAUAAACUUCAGAUUAAGAUGAUUUUAUUAGCUGGACUGAAUACUAAAUAUAGAUGUUUCAUUAUUAUCCUAUUCAUUUUAGUUUGCAUCCUGAUAAACGGCUAACGUAGUUUUUUGCAAUAUAAUUAGUUAAUUUCAAAUUGCUUAUAAUCCAUCUCUCCCUACAGCUAAUAUAUAUAUAUAUAUAUAUAUACAGUAUAUAUAAACAGUAAUUGCUUGACAUAUUUGAAUCUAUAUUUUAUAUUUCUAUUAUGUGUUAGUAAGUAUGCAUGUAUUAUGCACGAUGAGUAAGAGAUUCGGCUUACUAAGAAAUACAGUGCUUUAAUAUUUUUAAGGACCUUAAUUUGCUGAGUUGGUAACCAAUUCUGUAUGGAUUAUGUAAUACUACGAAAGCCAACUCAGCGGAUUUCAAGAUUUCAGUAUAUAUAAACUUUUAAGACAUGAGUGUCUAAACUAUGACCAUUUGAGGGCCGCAUUGUAAAGGAAAAAAAAAUUGCGGGGCCGGAUUGCAAAGAAAAAACGUUUGCGGAGUCGUGUUU
Stegodyphus dumicola is the source of this 1616-nucleotide messenger RNA. Its product is annotated as ras-like GTP-binding protein RHO. The record is from RefSeq and is a predicted model, not a curated record. Gene Ontology annotation, biological process: small GTPase-mediated signal transduction. NCBI's taxonomy places the organism in Eukaryota, Metazoa, Arthropoda, Arachnida, Araneae, Eresidae. Gene Ontology annotation, molecular function: GTP binding; GTPase activity.